CAAACGCAAAAGGAACACAGAAGCUUGCAACAGAUCCACAAAGUAGCCAGCAACAUCCAGUCGAACUUCCAAGAACUUCUCUGCAAGAAGUCUCACGUCAGAGAGUAGCAAAGCCAAUCUAAGAAAAUGGCAGCGAGAGCAAGAACAGCGCAGCUCUGGCUCCUGGCCGCGGCCGCGGUGUCGCUGCUCAUCGCGGCGGCGUCCGCGCAGUCCUCCGGAUCCGGCGGCAGCAGCGACUGCACGUCGGCGCUGGUAAGCCUGUCACCGUGCAUGGACUACAUCAGCGGCAACGACACGUCGUCGGCGCCGAGCGGCUCGUGCUGCUCGCAGCUCAGGACCGUGGUGCAGUCCAAGCCGCAGUGCCUCUGCGCCGCGAUCGGCGGCGACGCGUCGUCCUCCGUGGGCGGCGUCACCAUCGACCGGACGCGCGCGCUCGGCCUCCCCGCCGCGUGCAACGUCCAGACACCGCCCGUCAGCCAGUGCAACGGGUCAGGCGGUGGUUCGAAGGCGACGCCGACGACGCCGUACCUGGCGUCCGGCGGCGCGGUGCUCCGGGGGCCGGCCGCUUUGGCGCUCGGGCUUGCGGUGGUUGCGCUUUACGCCGUGGUCGCAGCGUGAGCUAUGUGAUUCGAUCAGGAUGUGUUGUGCCGUGUGAAUUAUUUUCUAGUUCAGCAUUGGCAAGAAGGAUUUUGACUUUUGAGUGUUGUGGCUACAUGUGUCUUAGCACCAUUUGUGCAAUUGGUUGUUUCCUACAAUCGCAAUAAAGAUGAUCUCAUAUACACACUCUU
Molecule: messenger RNA, 788 nt
Organism: Phragmites australis (common reed)
Lineage: Eukaryota; Viridiplantae; Streptophyta; Magnoliopsida; Poales; Poaceae
Product: non-specific lipid transfer protein GPI-anchored 5-like
Exons: 2
Coding region: 127-618 (163 amino acids)
Biological process (GO): lipid transport
Molecular function (GO): lipid binding
Source: RefSeq, a predicted model, not a curated record